ACCACAAAUCCCGAUAUGCUUUGUGAUCCAAAACCGCUCUUCUCCGUCUUCCCUUCCCCCCGCCCCUUGGCUGUGUAGAAACUCGAGAGGCGCUUUUCUUGGCCAGCAGUCCGGCGUACCUUUAGGCUAAGCCGUCUGUCUCCAGGACUGUUGCUCCGUUAUUCUCCACCCCGAAACCGAAGUGCGUAUAGGCUAAGGACAUGGACAACGCGGGCAAGGAACGGGAGGCAGUCCAGCUGAUGGCAGAGGCCGAGAAGCGUGUGAAAUCCUCCCACUCAUUCUUGAGAGGAUUGUUUGGGUGAGCGCCAGCCCUGCGGGGUAGCUCCUUCCUCCUCCCCCCGCCCACCCACUGCGCUCCUGCCGGGUCUCUGGUUCUCCCCCUUCCCCCGCGGCCUUGGAGUGGGCCUGGGUGCCCCGCAUCGGGGGUAAUACGCACCCCCUCCUCCACCUCCCCAUGGGACGGAGCUGACGACUGGGCUGUUGGGAUGGGGAGGCUUCCUUCCUCCCACAGCUCCUCGACCUCUCUCUGGGAGGAAGCUGCAGGCCCCGUGGGAAGCUCGCAGAUUCCUCGAGAGGAUUCCGUGGGCCUUCAGGUGACUGUCACCUCGGUAGGGUAUUAAAGGACAAAUAACCGGUCCACGCCUCGGUCCGCCUGUCCACCCAUCUAUCCUCCCAGCCAAUAGCGUAUCUAACAUUUACUAUUUAGGGAGCGACUACAAGGUGCCCUAGCCACCACGGUACUGAAGGAUCACCGCCCCCAGCCCCCCAAACACACCGAUGCAUGCAAGCAACAGAUUGUCAUUCCCCACCUGCCAUAUGCUAACUGCUGAACACCUAUGCCUGAGCUUGUUUCUUGGUUGGUUGGAAGCUCCGGGGUGGGUGUUAAUUCGAGUACCAUUUUUAUAUUUGUUUUGAAUUAUAGAAAUGUGUAAAAAAAAAACACUUGGGAACUCAGAUUAAAAACGAGUUAACUUGUCUUCUGAUGUCUGAGGAGAAUGGUAGGAAUUUUUUUUUUAAAUUGCACUCACUAUUAAAUAAUGUAAUCCAGUAUGACUGUGAUGCAGAGAUUUAGCUAUUGUGUUAAUCCUUUGGCUCAGGCUUGUGGCCAUAUUACCACUAGAGAUUUAUGCAGGAGGAAUGGAUUUAUCUGAUUCCGCCAGUAGCAAUUGGGCCUUGUAAGAUUUUAGUCAUUUGCUUAUUGCCUUUUGCUACAGUUACUUCAUAACACAGCCUUUCUUAGGGACUCAGUAUUUGAUAAAUAAAUACAUUGCUUAAGUAUGUUUCAUUUUUUCACCAAAGAUCUAUUUUACAGCCAAAAGUAGCUUAUUUCUUUAAUAAAGUAAGUCUUUAAGACCAGUAUCAGACACUCAGCUAGUCUCAUAAUAUCUUUUUAUUAGCUUCUGGUGAAAUAUUUAAUUUGGCACAUUUUAUAAAGAAGAGCUAGAAUAGCAGUAUUUGAUGGUUUUUUAAUUCACUACUUUUGAAUUUGUGAAUGAUUCAGCUGUUUUAAGAUUUUUUUUUAAAAAGGUAAACUUUCCUUACUCCUUUUGAAACUGAAAACUCAUCUCCUUUAAUCAAGAAGGUAAGAUUUUAGGGUCUCUUAAGUAUAGCAAAUCCUUUUCAAAAUUCUGCUCCCUCUUAAGGUAUAAUUUAUAGCACUCUAUUGUUAAUUUGCUUUCUGUAGUUUUAGUCUGGAAUCUCAGUAAAGAAAAAUGCAUGUAACAGGUUCCUUUUUUUUUGUUGGACCAACUUUUUUUUUUUUAAAUUAGGUCAUUUUACAUUAACAUAUUCAUUGAAUUUCAGAGAUUAAAAGGGACCUGGGAGUAGACCUUUGGAAGAAAUCAAAGUGACUAAGACACUACUCUUGCCUCUGGUAGAGAUUACUUUUUUGGAGGGAAUUUAUCAUUUACUAUAAUUUUCCUCCCUCCUUAGUUAAUGUUAAAUAUUCUUCAUUACUUUUGAUACAGAGCUGAAAUUGUAAUGACUAUCAUGGGUUUUCUUUUAAAUAUCAUUACUAUUUAGCAAGCACUAAUAAGCAUAUCUGAAAAAGCAACAUAGGGGGGCAGCUGGGUAGCCCAGUGGAUUGAGAGCCAGGCCUAGAGAUGGGAGGUCCUAGGUUCAAAUCUGGCCUCAGACACUUCCCAGCUGUGUGACCCUGGGCAAGUCACUUGACCCCCAUUGCCUAGCCCUUACCACUCUUCUGCCUUGAAACUAAUACACAGUAUUGAUUCUAAGAUGGAAGGUAAGGGUUUAACAAAAAAAAAGAAAAGAAAAGGCAACAUAGAACAGUAGAAGCAGCAUUAGGGUAGAGCUAGAAGAACUUUAAGGCAAUUUUCACAUCUAUGAUGUGAAGAUAAUACUUUUACUGCUUACCAAGUUGGCCUUUUGAGGUUUAAAUGAUAUAAUAUAUAAUUGUAUACAAAUGUACAUUUGCAUAUAUUUGUGUAUAUAAAUGUACACAUAUUUCAUAACUAUAGAGUACCUCAUAAUCUAUAAUUAUUCUUUUAAGAUUUUUCAUUAGCUCAUUUUUCAGACGCUGAGAUUUAAUUUUAUUUAAUUUAGUCAAAUGUAUUCAAAAGAACUGCUAAGAUCAUUUUCAAUUUCAUACAUAUAUCACCUAUGUAGGAAGAUAAAUUUAUACCUCUGCUAAAGAAUCCUUUUUUAGGAAAUAAUUCAGUGUUAUCAAUAUAUUUUUAAAAUAUUUUUUCUUUACACACAUUUUUUAAAAAAGAACUAGGCUAACUCUUGAUUAAUAUAUAAAACAUAAUCCUAAAAAGACUUUUGGAGAUUAUUUUUCUUUCUAAAUAUAUAUUUUUUGUUUUUUUUUCCUACAUUUUUCAAUAUAUGUCUCCCAAAAUACAGAUUCUUUUUGUUUUAAGGAAAGAAUAGGUUAUUUUUUCCUUUGAUCAUAUUCUUUUGACUCAACUUAAUUCACAUCUUUAUUUUAUUUAUUUUUAAAACCCUUACUUUCCAUCUUAGAUUCAGUACUGUGUAUUGGUUCCAAGGCAGAUAAUAGUGGUAAGGACUAGGCAGUGGGAGGGGUAAGUGACUUGCCCAGGAUCACAAAGACAAGGAAGUAUAUGAGGUCAGAUUUUAACCCAGGACCUCCUAUCUCUCAGCCUGGCUUUCAAUCCAUCCAAGCCACCUAGGUGUCCCCAAUUCACAACUUUAGAAGACCAUAAACUUCACAGGAUGGGGGUGGGGGGAAAGCUAUGCAUUUUCCUAAAGUUCUUUCUGUCAGUAAAUAAGAUCAUAUAUCUGAGUUGGAAGAAAUCUCAAGAGUUCUUAGAUCUCAUUCCUCUAAGUAGGUAAAUUAGCUAUUUUACAGAUGAGGAAGUGAAGUCUAGAGAGGAAAAGUGACUUUUUUAAGGUCAUCCAAUUAAAUGAACUUCAUACAGUAUUUUUUAAUUAAAUUAAACCACUAAUUACCUUUAAAUAUAUAUAAUAUAGUGUUGGGGAGUGGGGUGUAGAGCUAGGUGGGACUAUGGAUUGAGAACCAGGCCCACAAAUGAAAUGUCCUGUGUACAGAUCUGACCUCAGAUACUUCCUAGUUGUGUGACCCUAGGCAAGACAUUUAAUCCCCAUUGCCUGACCCUUAUCAAUUUUCUCCCUUGGAAUCAAUAAAUAGUAUUGAAUGUAAGACAGAAAGUAAGGACUUAAAAAAAUAUGUCAUUUAUUUUUACUUCAAGAUGACAUAAACGUGUAAACAUGAGACAAGAUUCAGAAGCCCAAAAGAUUGAAGACUGAAGCAGUGGAUUAAUUCUAAUAACUUGAAAUUACAUAGGAAUGUUACAUGUUCAGUUGAUUAUUUUUAAACCAAGUAGAGAUUUGGGGAAAUGUAAGUUGACAUCAUUUCAUGCAAAAAAAUACUUUGGGUAUUUUUAUUGACUUUAUUAUAACCUCGGUAUAAUCACUUGGAUUCUAAAAAGACCUAAUGUAAUUAUAGCCAGCAUUGAUAGAUGUAUACUGCCCAUAACAAGGAAAUCAUCUCAUUAUAUUUUCCAGAAAGACCAUUUCUGAAGUACUGUGUUUAAUUCUGAGAUUUACAUUUUGAUAUUAACAAGCUGGGAUGAGAACCAGAACAUAAUCACUUGUCUAAUGGAGGGGCUCAUUUGUCAUAAGGAAUGAUUUUGAGUACUUUUCCUUGCAUGUAAUAAGUAGUUGCUAAAAUGUUUUAUUUCAGUUGUUGAUUUGAUUGAAUGAUUGGAGAAACAGGGAAUGUUUGAUUUGAAAAAGAGCAGGGUAGAAUGAGGGAAGAAGAGCUUGAUAGCUGGCUUAUCUAAAGAGCUACCCUGUAGAAACAAUCAUUUUGUGUAGAUCCAAAAGGCAGAAGUAGAUUUAGCAACAGCACAUUACAAGGAGGCAGGUUUUGAUUCAUUAUAAUAAAAGAAUUUAAUAAUUAUUAGAGCUAUCCAAAAAUGUAAUGUGCUAUGCCAUAUAUUUAGUAUGUGAUAGUAGGGAUUUUUUUCUGUGGAAUGGAAAGCUGGAUUAGAUUAUCUAUUUAGACUCUUCUAGAAAGCACCAAUCCCCUCAUUUCUUAUUGCCAUCACCAUAGUACGUGGAGACCCUCACACUAAUAUUGUAAUAGCUACCUAAUUGGCCUUUAAUGCCUCUAUUCUUUUCUUUCUCUGGUUCAUCAUUGCAUAUUAGUUUGUACAUCUCUUAUUGUAUCCUAUUGUAUCCUUUAAUAAUUCAUAUAUAGUUCUUGCUAAAUUUUUGUCAAUGACUUGGUAAAGGUCAUUAAUGGUAUAUUAAUUUUCUAUUUUCCCUAAUAUUUAGCUCUCCAUGUGCCCUUGCUGAUUAUUAUUUUUAUUGCAUUAUGAUCUGAAAAGAUUGCAUUUAUUAUUUCUGUUUUUCUGCAUUUGUUUGCCAUGUUUUUAUGCCCAUGGUCAAUCUUUGUGAAUGUACCAUGUGCUACUGAAAAGAAGGUGUAGUCCUUUUUGUCGCUUUUUAUUUUUCUCCAUAUAUCUAUUAACUCUAUUUUUUCCGAGAUUUCAUUCACAUUGCUUACCUCUUUCUUAUUUACUUUUUAUUUGAUUUAUCUAAAUUCGAUAGUGGUAAGUUCAGGUCUCCUACUAGUAUAGUUUUACUGUUUCCUCCUUCAACUCCACUAGUUUCUCCUUUAGAAAUUUGGAUGCUAUAACAUUUGGUGCAUACAUGUUGAUUACUGAUAGUUCCUCAUUGUCUAUACUGCUAUCAGGAUGUAGUUACCUCCCCUAUCCCUUUUAAUCAGAUAUUUUUUUACUUUGGUUUUGUUAGAUAUCAUGCUUACAACUCAUGUCUUCUUUCUCUCAGUUAAGCCCUAAUAGGUUUUGCGCCAAAAUUUGCUUUAAUUCUAACCUUGUGAGUGUCUAUCUGCCUCAUGUGUGUUUCUUGUAGACAACAUAUGGUAGGAUUGCCUUUCUGAAUAUCAUAUUCCAAGUCUUGCAGUCCUUUAGAAGCUGCCGGAUCUUAUGUAAUCCUGAUUGGUGCUCCUUGAUAUCUGAAUUCUCUCUUUUUGGCUUCUUGUAGAAUUUCCUCCUUAGCUUGGAAGCUCUUGAAUUUGGCAAUUACAUGCCUGGGAGUUUGUCUUUUGAGGAUUUAGUGUAGAGGGUGUUCUAUGAACUCUUUCAAUGUCUAUUUUGCCCCCUUGUUCAAGAACAUCAGGGCAGUUUUCUUGGAUAAUUUCUUGUAGUAUGAUGUCAAGAUUUCUGUUUAUUUCUGGGUUUUCAGGUAGACAAUUCUCAAAUUGUCUCUUUGUGCUCUAUUUUCCUGAUCCAUCAUCUUGUUAGUGAGAUAUUUUGUUUUCUUCUAUUUUGCCUUUUGACUUUGCUUUAUUAAUUCUUGCUGUUUUGCAAGAUUGUUGGCUUCCAGUUGCCCAAUUCUGGUCUUUAAGGUAUGGUUUUUCUGCUAUAAUCUUUUGAUUUUCCUUUUUGGUUUGGUCUAUCCUGCUUUUUGUGGAUCCCAGCUGUUUCUCCAAUUGGGAGUUCUUGUCCUUUAAACUGUUAUUUUCUUUUUAAACUAUUCCCCACUUUUCUUGCCAGAAGGCUUCCAUCUUUUUGAUAAGCUCCAAUUUAAAUUCCUUAAGAGCUUAUGGCCAAUUUCCAUUUUGGGGGGGAAGGUUUUGGUGCAUUUAUUUGCAUUUCCUCUUCUUUUUCUUCUGUAGCCUGGGAUUUUCCUCUGUAAAAAUUGUCCAGGGUCAACUCCUUCUUCUUGUUUUUCUUGGUGUUGGGGAGUUGUUCCUGGGCACUGUGUGCCAUCAUUAUGGUGGUUUUUCCUUCCCUUUCCAGUCAGAAAUCUGAGUGAGGACGGCAAGCUCUCUGUGUAUGGAGCUAAGGAGCAAGGUUUUUGCCUGAGGCCACCUCUCAAGUCUCUGAGGCUUCUACUGUUUGCUGCCCUUCUCUGUGCUAUCUCCCUGCGGGCACCCACGGCCUGUGCUCUUCAGCCUGCUGGGGUUUCAGAUCUAGCUGCUCUCAGAGGUAGGUCUUUGGUGGUGUUAGUCAUCUGCCAUGAAUCUAGAGGUGCCCCUCACUCACUCUAGAGGUGCCCCUCACUCACUCACUGAUUCUAGCGUGUGCUGGCUCUGACUCGCGUCAUAGGUGGGGUGGGGGAGGGUAGAUCAGCUCGAAUUUUGUUGGAAGCUUUUUCACUCCCUUAUAGUGUGGAAAUGUCCAAAUCCCUUGUACCUUCAAUGCUGCACCCUACUGUAGAGUCCCUUUGUUCAUAUGAAUUUUUUUUUGGUCUUUUGAGGUAGUCUAUAUCGGUAGGUGCUGAGGAGAGGAAGAGUCCUGUGUCUAGACUGCUGCCAUGUUUACCCAGAAGUUUUCCCUUAUAUUUAGGACUGGUCUUUGUACAUAGUAAACAAUUAAUAAAGAAAGACUGAUAAAUGGUUUUAAUUUUAAUUGUGUAAAUUUGUCUUCCAACACCUAAAGAUCCAUAAUUUCCUUGGUGUGGGCAUUAUUUUCCUUUGGUGCAGAUUGAAAACUACUUGUCUACCAUAACUUUGUAGAUAAUUUCAUAGGAUACUAUGAGCUCCCUUUGCUAUCCCGAGUUGAUCCCCUGGUAGCCGACAUUAUAAAAUUAAAUGUGACUUCAAAUUAAAAAUAUACAUUUCAAUACUGAGCCUAUACUUACAACCUGAAUCAAACCUGCCAAAGCUUCUUAUGGGCACAGCUAGGUUUCCCUCACCACCACCCUAUAUUAUGAAGAGUCAUGAUAAGAUUGUAUAAAUAAUUGAUAUCACAUGAUAUCAAAUAUACUUCAAAUUACUUAGAAGGAUGUGUGAUCUCAUUGAUGUUUAUACUUCAGAAAUGCAGAUUGUAGCCAUUCACAUAUGCCCUUCUCUUCUGUGCUACUCUUAUCCACGAGUCUACAUAAAUCCUUCAUAUGAGUUUCACCCAAUAUACAGGAACUUUAUUCUAAAUCCCUCCUCAUUCUGUCUUGUAGAAUCUCUACUUUUAACAUGAAGGUUCAGUUCACAUUCCCACUUUCUAAAUACAUAUAAUUCUAUCUUAUUUUUCAAAUAAUUAUAAAUAUAUUGAGCUAUUUGUACCAUACCAGAAAAAUGUAACCUACUUGAGACAGGAACUGUUUUUUAAAAUUUGUAAAUGUCAAAGAAAGAAUUGUAUUCAGUUUUCUAAUUCAUUCAAAAAAUUUAUUAAUACCAGUCUUGCCAAGAAUUAUGCUAGGCUUGGGAAUGCAAAAAUGAAAAAAAUGAAAAAGUUCCUGUUUUUAUGGAAUUUACAUUUUUGGGGGGAGAAAUGUACACAUAUAAGGAAUGAAUGAUUGAAUAAAAAACAUUUAUUAAGUGCCUACUAUGUGCCAAGCUUUUGAAUUGUAAUGCUAGAGAAGAUUGUAUAGGGCCAGAAUGUAAGGGGUUACUAUAAAAGGUUGGACUAGAUUAUUUAAGAAUAGGGUCACCAGGAAUUUAAUCAAUUCCAAAUGAUUUUUUUUUUAGCAAUUUAUUUAUAAAAUGGAGGGGAAGUGUGAAAGUAGAGAAAUGAGAAAGAGGGCAGAGUAAGAAAUUUAGCUUAAUGAGCUAGACUAUUUCUCAAGCCCUGGCUUUACUCAGGCAGGGCUCCAGAAGCCCAGCCAGAGGGCCUAAGGGUCAAUUAACAAAGGUUUUAGCCAAGAGGCUUCCUCCCAGAAGAGGGACCUCUCCAGAGGCUAGUGUCUCCAGGAAAGCCAGGGAAGGGAGUCAGCUUUUUUACUCACCCAUGUGGUAGUUAUAAGGGAAAAUAGAAGCACUCCAAGGUCCUCACCCAGAGCUCCCCCAAGGUCAAUUUGAAGGUGAAAGACCUCUUCAGAGGGAGUUCUUGGCAUUUUUAAAUACCCCUUCCUUUUCAUCACUUCCUGUGACUUCCUUCCAUUUUACGUGUACCAAUUACAGUUAAAGCUUUGCUUAGGACUGCCCAGGGGGCUGUCAGUUGAUUCUGAUUCAUCACCAACUAUUGCACAUGUGGGUCACAGACUGCCCCCAUUCAAGUGUAAUAGGGUGUAUACAUUUCUGGUGAUUAAAUCUAAAAAUGGAUAGGGAACAGUUAAUCCCAUCUUCACAAUUGUUGAGAAUUUCUUGGACCUCAAGGAGAUCAAAUCAAUCAGUACUUGAAGAAAUCAACUCUGACACUUCAUUGGAAGGUCAAAUACUGAAGCUUGAAGCCAAAGCUUGAAUACUUUGGCCACAUAAUAAGAAAAUAGGACCUACUGGAAAAGAUUGAUGCUAGGAAAAAAACAAAGGCAAAAGAGACUGUAGAGGAUGAGAUAGAUUAAUAAUGUCAUGGAAACAACGAACAUGAACUUGGAAAGGCUUCAGGAGAUAUUGGAGGACAAAAGGGCCUAGGAUGCUCUGGUCCAUUGGGUCAUGAAAAGGCAGAGAUGACUGAAUAACAAUAUGUGCUAAAGCACUGUGCUAGGUUCUGAGGACACAAAAACAAAAAUGAGAUAGUUCCAGCUCUCAAAAGAGCUUUCAUUCUUAUUGGAGUAGACAGUGCCUCUUUGGGGGUCAAGGAAGGGAGUUUUUGUUUGGAGAGACACAGGAAUUGUGAAUGGAGCAAAGGAUUGCCAUAAGUCAUCCAUCCCUUUUCAGAAGCCUUGGUUCCCAGGACAAGAAGUCAAAGGAGAACAGUUUAGAGGAAAAAUCUACUUUCUUGCUUUUGGUGGAAGUGGAUUGAUGUGAAGUUUGGUCAGGGAUCAUUUAGAGCCCUUGAGGCCAAUUUGCAUUCUCUAACUGGUCAAAGUUAGCCUUAGGGAGGUAUGGUCUUUGUCUAGGUGGAACUGUUUUAGGUGGAGAGUAAGGAAUGUAGCCGGAUGGAAGGAACGUACAUACAAAGUCAUGCUAUUUUACAGUUUGAGGAGACAGUAAUGAUAGUAAAAAAUGUUUUUAGGCAUCUUUUCCUUUGCCUCCCCCGACCCCACAAACUUAAAGCAUACAUUUCAUCUAAAACAACCAAAUAUAAAUUAUCCAGAAAAGAACUCCCUAUUUGAUAAGAGCCCAUGAGAAAACUAAGAGCAGUCUGAGAGCAGUUAGAUUUUGAUGGAUUUAAGUUGAUUCUGUAUCAUUUUGUGUUGAUCCUAUUUACAUUUAAUUGAUUUCAUCCCAUAACUACCAGUCAUGGUUCUUUGUCUGAACUCUUUGCAGAAAUUCAACUAGUCUGUAAUGAAUUAAGUUUAGAAAUCCACUUCUCUUGCUAAUCACUGUUCUAUUCUUACCUCAAGUAAAUCUGCUAUUGAGGGAUGUGGGUAGGGAAUAGGGAUUCUGGUCUAGUGCCACUUAUGUUAUUGAGCUAUCUUUUCAGUAUAUCUGGUUUGCCUUCCAAAGAAGUUUGACUUACUAUCUCUAAACUUGCUGGUGGACUCAAGCAAUAAAUUUUUCUUAGUCACUGGAGGGGAAGAGGGCAUUGUUGUUUUAACUCAUUCCCACCUUCUAACCAAUCUUAUUGUCUCUGACUCUUCUAACUGUAACUAAUCCUGUUGUCUUUAUUCCCAUGAUACUGCUAACCCUAUUAUCAAUCACAACUUAUUUCCACACCUGUUCUGUUCUGUUCUUUGUUCUAUGCUUAUAAAAAGGAGCUGCAUCUUGAUCUAGGGGUAUUUUGGCUCAGUAAGGCAGGAACUAGACUGUUUUUAUAAACUGAUUGACGCUGUGCCUGUCUACCUUUGAUGAAUUUCACCCAUGACUAAAUCAACAUCUUAUGACAUAUACUAUAAUAAACUAAAAUGGAAAUGUGACCUGAAUGUUAAAAGUCAUACCAAAAAUAAAAUAAAAUAAGAGAACCAGAUCAGGUGCCGUACAUAGCACUGGCAGAAGUAAAUUUAAAAAAAAAACAAUAUAUGGAGGAGAUUAAAAAAGAUAAAAUAUGUAAUUUUGGUAAUACAACUAAGAUAAAAUGGCACUCAUUUAUUGGGGAGAAAAUCUUUGCAUCACAUAUCUCCAAAAAUCAUCUGGAUCCAGAUUAUGCAAUCUACUAUUAGAAAUAUAUAAGAACAAAAGCAAUCCCUAACAGAUAAGUGGUCAAAGGAUAUGAAUAAAUAGGUCUCUGAAGAACAAUUGCAAGUUGUUAAUCUUGCAAAUAAAUUCAACAAAGGUAAAUUGAGGUGUACAUACUCAAGCAAAAUUAGUUUAUUAACAGUGGCAUGUAUAACUGUUAACAAAGUGGGCCAUACUGGCCAAGUUACCCAAAUGAAAAAGAAUUGGAGGGACGUCUUUGUUGACAAUGAAGGAAAGCAAGGAGUCUCAGAACAUUAUAGUUGACUUUAUGAGGAAAAGUUGACACUCAGGUGUGGCAAAUCAUGCCCUUCUCUGACAAUUAAGGAAUGUUAAUUGUUUAGUGAGCAUCAUCUUCUUCUUGUAAAAGAAGAUCCCCUAAUCCCAAUCCAUUUGCAAGUUCCAGAAUUGUGGCACAUUGCACAUGCUUUCAGACUUCUGAAAUGUAUUAAUCAUUUCACUGAUUUUUUUUUGUCUUUAAAAAUGUUGUUAUAUGAGAUCUCUCUCUGGGAGAGGAAGGGGAAGGAAUACUGGGGGAAUUUUUUUUAAACCCAAAAGUGUUGUAUAAUUUUCUAACCACAGGAAUGCAAGUAAGAUAAACAAAGUCUCCAAGGCAUAAAGAAGUAGCUUUAUUGCAAGAAGGCCUGUCUAACAAUAAAGAUGGACUUCUGGUCAAGACCAAAAGACCCAGAGAACUAGGAAAUACAAGAAUAGAAGAGGCAUGUGAAAUGUAUACAAGAGCUGCAAAUAUGUUCAAGAUGGCCAAAAACUGGAGUGCUGCAGGAAAUGCCUUUUGUCAGGCUGCCAAGCUCCAUAUGCAGCUACAGAGCAAACAUGAUUCAGCUACAAGUUUUGUAGAUGCUGGAAAUGCAUAUAAAAAGGCAGAUCCACAAGAGGCUAUCAACUGCUUAAAUGCAGCCAUCGAUAUUUACACAGACAUGGGAAGAUUUACAAUUGCAGCCAAGCAUCACAUUACCAUUGCUGAGAUAUAUGAAACUGAGCUGGUAGACAUUGAGAAGGCUAUUGCACAUUAUGAGCAAUCAGCUGACUAUUAUAAAGGAGAAGAAUCAAACAGUUCAGCCAACAAGUGUCUUCUGAAGGUGGCAGCAUAUGCAGCUCAACUAGAACAAUAUCAGAAGGCAAUUGAAAUCUAUGAGCAGGUUGGGGCAAAUACUAUGGACAAUCCUUUGUUGAAGUACAGUGCAAAAGAUUACUUCUUUAAAGCAGCCCUUUGUCACUUUAUAGUUGAUGAAUUGAAUGCUAAGCUUGCACUUGAAAAAUAUGAAGAAAUGUUUCCAGCAUUUACUGACUCAAGAGAAUGCAAAUUAUUAAAAAAACUGCUAGAAGCUCAUGAGGAACAGAACAGUGAAGCUUAUACGGAAGCGGUUAAAGAAUUUGAUUCAAUAUCUCGCUUGGAUCAGUGGCUUACUACUAUGUUACUUCGUAUCAAAAAAUCAAUUCAAGGGGAUGGAGAAGCAGAUGGAGACCUGAAGUGAAUUGCCUAUAAUCUUUGUGGCAUGCAGCCUAACUCCUAUUUAUAUAUAUAUGUUAAUGGCCAGUGACCAUUAUGGGAUACCCCAUUUCCCAUUAAUGGCUUCAUUUUUGUUGCAUAUAAACCAGAUGAUUGCAUAUUGUUUAAGAUUCCUGUGUCUAUAUUAUGAAGAAAUGGAUGAGUAAGGGUCUUCCAGUAUUGUUUUUAUGUGAUUUUGGAAUUAGUAUAUAUUUGUCAGAUUUCUAAGAUCACUGGAAAUAAUAUUCCAUGAAUUAAUUUAUUUUUCAUUCCUUUUCAUGUUUCAAGAACCCAGGUUUUAUUUUUGCUUGAUGUUUUGGUAUGGUGCCUUAGACUUUAGCACCAGUUAUUUAAUCAUGUAAAUAUAUGCUUUGUGCAUAUGGAAUACACAUAUUAACAUUAUGAUCUGUACUAGCUUUAAACAUGUGUAUGUAAUGGGCAGUUAUCUGGAAUGAGUUUAUGGUCUUUUUUUUUUUUAAAGAAAAAUUUAGGUUUUUUGUUGUUGUUUUUUGUCAUUACAAAACUAUCUUACUGGUGCUAGUGAUUAGCUCCUUUGCUUUUAUUAGUCCUGUUUAUGGGCAUAAAAAAACUAUGUAAUCUGGAUUUGUUGGCAUUACUUGUUGUCAUGAGCGAGGGACAGCCAACAGUUUGUUUUUUUCAUGCCAGGAAAUGAAAGUAAAAUCAAAUUCAUUUAUCAUCACAUAUUGCUGAAAAACUCAAGAAAAAUAUAACAUGAAAUUAGCCCAUGCAAAUAUUUUUUAGAAAGUGUGGUAUUGUAGGGAGAGUGCUAAAUUUAAAAGUGAGAAAAAUUUCAGACCCAAUCUCUCACACCUACUAACAGUGUAUCCAUAGGCAAAUCAUUUAAUAAUAUCUUUUAGCUUGUUUCCUUUCCUAUAAAAUGGUGAUACUACUACCUUUUGUACCUACCUCACACUAUUGUUGUGAGGCCUUAAAUGAAAUAAUAUAUAAAAAUUAUUUUGCAAACUUAUAAUCACUAUUUAAGUAUCAGUUAUUUUAAUUAUACCUAUACAGAUAUGUGUUUAAAAAUUUGUUGCUAUUUAGUUUUUUCCUUUUUUCUGAAGAGUUAAAAUGUUUUAAAAUAAAACUAAAAAAAGUUAGUGUGUAGUAUUUAUCAUGUGAUAUUUAUUGAAAUAUUGCAACCCUCCACACAAAUAUCUGUGUAUAGAUCCAGAAAAAAUUACCUCAGCUUUUAUUUACUGCAAAAAUUACUAUAUGUAGAUAGAAUAGAAAAUCCAUUUGCUCACUGUGUACACAUAAAGUAUAUAUGUAGACUUUAUGAAACAGUCAUUUCAUUAGGAAAUUUUUCUCACUUCUAAUUUAUGGUAGAAAUAACUUCUUCUCCUCAUUCAUAAAAAGUUUAAUCAGGAAAUAUAUUUUUCUGAGGUUUUUUCAAUGCCACUUAACCUUAUUAAGAUGUGUUCUUUGCCAUACAUUUGUGUUAUGUUAAGCAAAGGUAGACUUAGGAUUGUUAGCAACAAGUUACAUGCAUUUAUUUGGUUUAAUUAGUGAGGCCAGUGCUGCGCCUUUUUUCAUUCUUAUUGAGUAUCCUAUUGGUUAGGCAAAUAAACUUACAAGGAGACCAUUAAGAAUCUCUCAGCUGAUGAUUGUACAUUUGAGAUGUUUCACUGUUUAAAGCUCUUUGGGGUUACAUAUUCUCAGUCUUCAUAUAUAUAAAAACUAUCUUAGUUGUUAGGUUACUAAACAAAUACUGUAUGUGGAUGUAGUAAUGUUUCUAGCCUAUCACUGUGCCACUCUUAAUAUUUCUUAGACUAAAAUGGUCAUGUUGAUAUUUUUUAGAUACUAAGAUUAAAUAUAAAAAGGUAUCCCAAAAUUCAUUUUAAGCUGUAUUGCCCAAUUAAAGUCAUAUAUGUUCUGGGUGAUAAUGGAGCAAUCACAAGUACUAAUGAUUAUGGAGAAUUUGAAAGUAUGUUGUUUUGGGAAAGUAUGUUGUAAUUUAGAACUCUUUAUAAUUGAUGUUUAUUUUCUUAAAAGCUAACCAAAUCUUUUUCCUUGGAUUAAAAUAGUGUUAUAUUUUACAGAAACACAUUAACACCAGAAAGGAAAAAAAAUGAAUGUUAUUUGGAGAUGUAAGAACAAUGAAUUUGGUCAUAAAUUGUGGUGGUGAAUAGGUGACUCGUCUACACAUAGCAAUACUGUUUUAGUAUGUUUUUAUUUUACUUUUUUCCUGGCUCUUUUCUAGACUCAUGAUAAUUAAGUAAAGAGUAAGAUUGGUUGAUUUUUGCCAUGAUUUUAACUUUACACAAUUGUAUACCAUUUAGAGGCUUUUUCAUUCUGGUUUGUGUAAACCGUUAGUCUUCACCUUUAACUGGGUAUAUAUUUCAGGGAAUCCUUAGCCAGAAAGUCACAUUGUACUGCCCUUUCUAAAAAGUGCUGAUGAGGAGAAAUAGAGUGAGAGAAAUAAACCUGGAUUUGUCAAUUUUUCAAAUAUUAUUUUGGAAGUUCUUUUUCAGUUUUUAGAAAACUAUGAAAUGAGAUCAUGAAAAAGUUUAUGCAAUUGUCAAUGAAAUCACAUGCCCAGGGUAUCAGGAGAUUUAUUUACAAGUUAUAGUGAAAAUUUGGUUUAAUGCCAUUUCUAACUUUGGAAAGAAACACUUCUCCCCACUAAAUUUACACUUUGACUUCAUCUGUCUCCUCUUUUGCAAAUUUAUUUUAUUGAUUGUGAUCAAUAUAAAGAAUGCCAAUUAGUUUAUGUCUGUUUUAUGGCUUCUCAGGUUAGUGGGAAAUACUGAAUUGUAUGACACCCUUAGGUAAAAUUAAAGGACACUGGUAAAGUGGAAAGAUUAGCUAUGUUGGUUUGCUUUGCUUAAUUAUACUUUUGCUACAAGAAAGGGGACUGUUUUUGGCGAGGUAGUGCUAGGAAAUUUAUAGUAUUUUUAAAAAGUAUUAGACUGAGAAUUGAGAAAGAGACUUGGAUUUUGUUUUGGUACAUUCAUCCAAGAGAUGAUUAUGGAGCUCGUUCUUUGUGCAGUGCAUCGUGGUAGGCACUAUUCUAUAGGAUUCUGAUUUCUCCCUGAAAGUAGAUAACAUUCUGGUCAACUAGGUCAACUAGGUGGCACAGUGGAUAGAAUGCCAGCCCUGAAGUCAGCAAGACUUACCUUCUUGAGUUUGGAUCUGGCUUCACACACUUAGUAGCUGUGUUACCAUGGACAAAUCACUAUUUUCCUUAGUUUCCUUGUCUGUAAAAUGAAUCAGCAAAGGAAAUAGCAAAUUACUCCAUUGUAUUUGACUAGAAAACCCCAAAUGGAGCCAUAAAGAGUUAGAUAUGGCUAAAAAAGAUAUAACCUAUGGAGGGAGAUAAGAUUUGGUCAUGUUUAAAUUAUGAGGCAAAAAUGUCAUAGCUCUGUAAGAGUGAUUCAAAGUACAGAGAUUGUUAAGAUUAUGUUGGGUGAAAGUGAUCAUAGUAAUACUGGAGCUGGAAGUUGAAGGAUAGAUAUGAUGUUGACUGAUGAUGGAAAUAAAGGGCAGUAAGCAGUGAUAGAGCAAGGGAAGUCCUGUUCAAAAAAUGGGAAAAAACUGUUUUGAUUGGAUUGUGGAGUACAUGUACGAGUGAGAGAGAGGGUCGAAAAGGUCAUUAAGAGGCCUGAUUGUAGAAGGCCUUAAAUAUCAGACAUUUGUACUUUAUUCAAUAGACAGAGGGGAGCUAUGAAAAAUUUUUGACUAAACAUUAACUACUAAUCUCAGUGGUAAUACUUUAGUAAUUGUUUGGCAGUCGUCUUAAAAAUUAUCGGAAGUGACUAGAGUCAGUGAUAUAUCAGUUCAAUUUAAGUCAUUAUUUACUAAGCACCUUCUCUGCGGGCAGAACUGUAGUAGGUGCUGGGAAUAUGGCAGAUAAGUAUAAUAUGCAAUAUUAUUACAUGAUAAUUAUAUUAGAGUUGUAAAAACAAAAUGUCUUGGGAGAGCUGAGGAAGGGGGGUUUUUCCUUGGGCUAUGAAACCAGAAUUUUUUUAGAAUAGUAUAUUAAUUAGAAAUUGAAUUAGAGCACAACACAAUAUUUCAAGAAACAGUUGUUGCUUUCUUUGGAAUAAGUUUAGAAAAAAUUAUCUUUCUCCAAACCACAUUGGGCUAAAGGCAAAAUAACCAAAGAAAAAAAGAUUCUAAUUGUAAUACUUGGUUGUGCAGAAAAAUGUACUUUUAACCUCAGACAAUAAAGAUAGACUAAUAGUAGGCUACUUACUGGAAACUGAUCAGGUUUGGAAAACUGUUUUACAUUUACCAGAUGUGGGAGACUUUCUUCUCCAUAUUCAUAAUUUUUUUAAAAUUGAUUGUUUCCUUUUUCUUUGCUUGCUACUUAUACAUUUUCUCUAAUCCUUUCCAUUGGAAUAUGUAUUGUGUUCAGCACAAAAUUGUGUUCAGCAAGAUGCGACAAAAAUAAUUUUAAUUAGUCACUAAUUUUUUUCUUUUAGGAAGGUCCUAUUCAUUCUACUAUUUUCAAUACCCAAAAUUAUCAAUUUACCAACAGGUUUAUACAUGCCACUGUUUUAAGGAUUCAUAUGUUUUAAAUGAUCAGUGAUACCAUCUAAAUUGCAACAAAUUGUUUCAGCCCAUCAACCCAAUCAGCACUUGUUAAGAACUAAUAGCUAUUCAUAGCAUAGAAGAAUAGGAAAAUAACUUCUUUCCGAUGGAACAAACUAGUCAUAAGAUAAAGAUAUAUAUUCAUCCAAAACAAAAAAAAAACCCAAACUAGAAUAAGAGUGAAUAUAAAUUUAAUUGCAUUGAAUUGCUAUCCCAACAUAAUGGAUGAGUGCCAUAUUUCUUUCAACAAGUUAAGGAGUUGGGUUUUCAAGACUCAUAAGAUUUUCUUUAUAAACAACAGUAAUAAUUAUGGAAUUAUGUUAGUUUUUGUAUUUUAGCAAGUCUGAUUUUCAUUUAUGGUAAAUAUUUUUCCAUGGAUCAACCAAGUUAUUUGAGAAAGCUUACACUUGGUUAUUCAUGGUCAACGAUGACAGUCACAGGCAAAAUUUCUUACAGAAAAGCAUUGCUUUUGUGGAAAUGUUUUUACAACUUGUCUCUUGAUUUCCUUUUUUGUGAUUACUUUUUUAUUUAUCCUAUGAUAUGAAAACAGUAUUUUUGCACAAUUGUGAUAUGCAUAAAUGAUCUCUGAUAGUAUAUAGCUAACUAUAUGCACUAGCUUUUGUGGUGUUUAACAGUGCGUUUUCUCUGCUAUUGUGACAUAUUUGUCUAAAUGUAAACAUUGUGAUUUUUGUAGAUUUGGCAGUCUAGCAUGUCAAUUAUAGUGUAAUUAAUUAGCCUGUGUUAUAAAUGGUGAUAACAGUUUUCAUAUAAUGUAAAGUACAGAAAAUUAAGCUGCUGAUGUUCCUCCUCCUAUCACUUUCCUAGGUCAGAAAACAAAAUGAAAAUAAUUUAAUAACAACUCUGCCUUAGCAGGAACAGAUUGUGUAUGUUUUGUGUGAACUUGUACAGUAAUAAAGUCAAAAUUAUGAUUAA
This is a messenger RNA of Monodelphis domestica (gray short-tailed opossum), 17459 nucleotides long. NCBI's taxonomy places the organism in Eukaryota, Metazoa, Chordata, Mammalia, Didelphimorphia, Didelphidae. The record is from RefSeq and is a predicted model, not a curated record.